AUGCCGCCGAAAACGAACGAAGAGGCAUACGAAGCCGCCAGCGAUCUCUUUGAUGUCGACCCCGAACAGGCAAUCGCAGCAGCGAAGUUAAACCUCCAAGUUGGCUACAUAUCAUGGUACUGGAUUAUCGAAAACGCACUCCUGAUUGCCUGCGCCGAGGGCGAAUGGAGGGAGGCAGAAUACUGGCGAUUGUUCGCAGAGGACAUGUACAGCAAAGCCAUGUUUAAGGCAAGAUACCAAAACGACCCGGCUUUGAUCGAGGUGCUAGCCGUGGUGCGCGAAGAGCUGGAUGAGGUUAAAGAAAAGCUCAUCGAUUCUCUUACUGGUAUGACUGAUGAAGAGAGAGCUGAGAUGGCACGCACAGACGAAGAUAAUGCGAAGAGCGAGGACGAAGAUGAGGAUGAGACUGAGGAGAAGCCUGUAAAUCCUCUUCUUGGCAUGAUUGAUCUAGAGAGAGAUGAGGUGGUGGAGAACGACAAUGGCGAAGAGAAAGCGCAGGAGAAGGAAGUUGCAGAGGAAAAUGAGGAGAAGGCUGAGAUUGGAGCUGUGGUUCAUGAACACAAGGACACACUCAAGCCUCCUCGUGCACUCCCGCUGCGGUCCAAGAGAGGCGCUGCCAACGCUCACGAGUUCACCAAAUCGCUGGGAAGGUCGAGCGGCAAGACGCCCCUCGCGUAA
This is a messenger RNA of Alternaria ventricosa, 678 nucleotides long. RefSeq lists its product as uncharacterized. The record is from RefSeq and is a predicted model, not a curated record. The coding region runs from base 1 to 678 and encodes 225 amino acids. Lineage: Eukaryota; Fungi; Ascomycota; Dothideomycetes; Pleosporales; Pleosporaceae. The transcript is spliced from 2 exons.